CUUAAGCGUAAGCACAUGGGUUUGGUACCCAUUAUUUACAAAACUUUGUGAGCGUAAUCCAACAUUCGCCAUCGCGACAGGCAUCCAAAAGCUUUGCUUUUCAUUAUCACAGAGCCCGAGUGUGCUAGUCAGAUCGAACCAGUUAAAUAUAAAAAAGAAGUGCAUUUAAUUGUGCGCCUCUUGUUUGACUGAGCGGUAAUGGCUUCUGCAUCAGCUGGGUUGGCUGAUGAUUUUGAGAAACUCGAGGUUCUCGCCCUCGUUUCCAAAAUCACAAGCGAGCUUGAGAAUCAUUUAGGGAGGAGAGACAAGGAUCUUGCGGAAAAGAUCAUUCAGAUUCACUCGAAAUCUAGCUCGGUCGAUGAUUUCCAAAAGAUUAUCAAAGGCGGGUUGAACGAGUCUCUGAGCCCUGAGCUCGCGAGCUCGAUCGAUCGGUUUAUCAGGCUUAUGCAUCCGAAAUAUAAGAAAGCCAGCAGCACAUCCAAGACAGCUGACGACGACGUGAGAUUCAAGACGCCGCACUCGACUGCCGCGAGUAGUUCGAGCAGACGACGCAGGCGUGACGAUGACGGCGCCUCAGACGAGGACGACAGCGGUCGCAGACGCCAUAGAAGUUCACGACAUGAGGAGGACGACAAGCGGCGGCGCCAUCACCGAUCGUCUGAAGCGGACGACGAAGACAGGCAUCACUCGCGUCGGCGCAGACACGACGCCGACGACGGCGAGGAAAGUCGAUCUAGUAGUCACCGACACCGACACCACCGUCACCGUGACGACGACGAAGAAAGACACAGUGACAGACAUUCCUCACGACACGGGACAUCCUCACGCUCGGAGCGAAGGCGCGAGCGCACGCCAGAACUGGACGACGCGCCUCAGCUUUUUAAGGUAUACACGGGCAAGGUUGCAAACAUCACUGAUUUUGGCGCGUUUGUGACUUUGAACGGUCUCCGCACGCGCACGGAUGGCCUCGUGCACGUAUCGCAAAUACAAAGCGGCGGUCGGAUCAAUCAUCCGAGUGAUUUUCUUGAACGCGGACAACAGGUCUACGUCAAGGUUGUCACCAUCGAGGGGACUAGGAUUGGGCUGAGCAUGAAGGAUAUCGAUCAGCAAACCGGCGAAGAUAUCGGGCUGCAGACGCAUCUGACUGGCGCAAACGCUCGAACCAUGGGUGUGGAUUACGAUACAGAGCGGAACAAGAAGGUCAAUGUUCUCAAGCAGCCGGCGAAGAAGCGGCUUACGAGUCCCGAACGAUGGGAGAUCAAGCAGCUGAUUGCGUCCGGCGUAGUUAACGCGGGCGAUUACCCAGACAUUGACGACGAUUUGAACGCAAUGGCCGACGAAGCUGAUUUGGAAGCUGAGGAAGACGUCGAUAUUGAGGUGCGCGAGGAAGAGCCACCGUUUCUGGCAGGUCAGACUAAGCAGAGCUUGGAACUGAGUCCGAUUCGAGUAGUCAAGGCGCCUGAUGGUUCACUGUACCGUGCGGCUAUGGCGGGUACGACGUUGGCUAAGGAUAGAAGAGAGCAGAAGCAGCAAGCUGCGAGGGAAGAGGCUGAUAAGAAGGUACAGGUUGCGGCCUUGGAAGAGCAGUGGGAAGAUCCAAUGGUUGACCCUUCGUCUCGGGUUCUGGCGGGUGAAGUCAAGGCCAGUGCGAAGAAGACCGGGCCGGCGAAUAUGCCGGAAUGGAAGCAGAAGGCGUUGUAUAAUAACACGUCGUUUGGUCGUAUCACAAACAUGAGCAUCAAAGAGCAGCGAGAGUCACUUCCGGUCUUCAAACUGCGCGAUAAGCUCAUUACUGCCGUGCGGGAGAACCAGCUGCUGAUUGUCGUCGGUGAUACGGGCUCAGGAAAGACCACACAGAUUACUCAGUAUCUUGCAGAAGAAGGCUUCGCAGAGCGGGGAAAGAUCGCUUGUACCCAGCCUCGACGUGUUGCCGCCACGUCGGUCGCGAAACGUGUGGCAGAUGAAGUUGGAUGCAGGAUGGGAGACGAGGUCGGGUACACGAUUCGAUUUGACGACUGCACAAGUCCAAAGACGAAGAUCAAUAUACUGUUAUUAUGCUCGACGAGGCGCACGAGCGUACGAUUGCAACUGAUAUUCUGUUUGCUCUUCUGAAGCAAACACUGAAGAGACGGCCAGAUAUGCGCUUGAUUGUGACAUCUGCGACUUUGGAUGCGGAAAAGUUCUCCUCAUAUUUCAACAACUGCCCGAUU
This is a messenger RNA of Myxozyma melibiosi, 2210 nucleotides long. RefSeq lists its product as uncharacterized. NCBI's taxonomy places the organism in Eukaryota, Fungi, Ascomycota, Lipomycetes, Lipomycetales, Lipomycetaceae. The record is from RefSeq and is a predicted model, not a curated record. Gene Ontology annotation, molecular function: RNA binding; RNA helicase activity. The transcript is spliced from 4 exons. Gene Ontology annotation, biological process: spliceosomal complex disassembly. Bases 199 to 2112 code for a protein of 637 amino acids. Gene Ontology annotation, cellular component: intracellular anatomical structure; catalytic step 2 spliceosome.